Nematostella vectensis (starlet sea anemone) is the source of this 682-nucleotide messenger RNA. Its product is annotated as translocon-associated protein subunit gamma. The coding region runs from base 36 to 590 and encodes 184 amino acids. Gene Ontology annotation, cellular component: endoplasmic reticulum; membrane. Lineage: Eukaryota; Metazoa; Cnidaria; Anthozoa; Actiniaria; Edwardsiidae. The record is from RefSeq and is a predicted model, not a curated record. Gene Ontology annotation, biological process: SRP-dependent cotranslational protein targeting to membrane. The transcript has 5 exons.
CGCGUGCCUUCUUUCUCUUCUUUAUUUCAGUCAUCAUGGCGAACGGCAAGAAGCUAUCAAAAGAAGACGAGCUUUUGCUCCAAAACUUCAGCCGAUCAGUUUCCACAAAAUCCAGCAUUUUGUUCUACGCUAACGCUCUCAUCGUCUCCGCCAUCCCUCUAUGGCUCUUUUGGAGAAUACACCAAAUGGAUCCUUACUCCUCAGGGAUUCUUUUCGCCGUGAUGACGCUAGUUAGCACAUGGCUGGUGGCUUUCGCUUACAAGAACGUCAAAUUCCAAUUGAAGCACAAAAUUGCCCAGAGGAGAGAUGCUGCUAUCACUAAGGAAGUCAACCAGGAGCUGGACCCCAACAAGAAGCUUACACGCCAAGAAAAGGAUGAAAGGAUCCUAUGGAAGAAGAACAAGGUUGCUGACAUGGAAGCAAUGACCUUCUCCAUCUUCUACAACAAUGCCUUGUACCUCUUCCUUGUCCUGUUUGCAUCGUUCUAUGCCCUGAGGUCCCUGCAUCCAUCUGCUAACUACUUGCUCUCUACAUCUGUUGCUGGUGGAAUCCUUGCGCUACUGUCUACAGGAUCAGCUGCACAGUCCUGAACAACCAUGACAACAAUUUGAAAUAGCAAUGUUUGUUAACUUGUAUUGUAAAGGAUUUUAAUAAAGUCCAUAUUAAACUUCAUUUAUUUGUU